UAUUAUUGUAUAUUGUCCCUUCAGGUUUGAAAAGUAUAUUUUUCUUCCAGCUCAAAAUGGAGUUAAUCCUGACUGGGAGAAGAAAGUAAUUGAAUAUUUUAAGGAAAAGCUGAAGGAAAAUAAUGCUCCUAAAUGGGUACCAUCAUUGAAUGAAGUUCCCCUUCAUUAUUUGAAACCUAACAGUUUUGUGAAGUUUCGUUGCAUGAUUCAGGAUAUGUUUGACCCUGAAUUUUACAUGGGAGUUUAUGAAACUGUUAACCGAAACACAAAAGCACGUGUUCUUCAUUUUGGAAAAUAUAGAGAUGUAGCAGAGUGUGGGCCUCAGCAAGAAGUUGAUUUAAACUCUCCACGAACUACCACUUUGGAAAGACAGACUUUCUAUUGUGUUCCAGUGCCUGGAGAAUCUAUGUGGGUAAAAGAAGCCUAUGUUAAUGCAAACCAAGCUCGAGUCAGUCCUUCAACAUCCUACACUCCCAGUCGCCACAAGAGGAGUUAUGAAGAUGAUGAAGAUAUGGACCUACAGCCCAACAAACAGAAAGAUCAACAUGCAGGUGCCAGACAAGCAGGGGGUGUUGGUGGUCUUCAGUGGUGUGGAGAGCCAAAGCGUUUAGAAACUGAAGCUUCUACUGGGCAGCAGCUGAACUCCCUGAACCUCUCUUCUCCCUUUGAUCUGAAUUUUCCACUGCCAGGAGAGAAGGGUCCUGCCUGCCUCGUGAAGGUCUAUGAAGACUGGGAUUGUUUUAAAGUAAAUGAUGUUCUCGAGUUAUAUGGCAUACUGUCUGUGGAUCCUGUGCUAAGUAUACUGAAUAAUGAUGAAAGGGAUGCCUCUUCACUGUUGGAUCCAAUGGAAUGCACGGACACGGCCGAAGAACAGCGGGUGCACAGCCCUCCUGCCUCCCUGGUGCCGAGAAUCCACGUGGUCUUAGCCCAGAAGCUGCAGCACAUCAAUCCGUUACUGCCUGCUUGCCUUAACAAGGAGGAGAGCAAAACCUGUAAGUUUGUUUCCAGUUUCAUGUCUGAAUUGUCUCCAGUCAGAGCAGAACUGCUGGGGUUCCUCACUCAUGCCCUUCUGGGAGACAGUUUGGCUGCUGAAUACCUUAUAUUACAUCUCAUCUCUACAGUAUAUACAAGAAGAGAUGUUCUUCCACUGGGAAAAUUUACUGUUAACUUGAGUGGUUGCCCACGGAAUAGUACCUUCACAGAACACCUGUAUCGAAUUAUUCAACAUCUAGUUCCAGCAUCUUUUCGUCUGCAGAUGACUAUAGAAAACAUGAACCACUUGAAAUUCAUUCCCCACAAAGACUAUACAGCCAAUCGCUUGGUCAGUGGGCUCCUUCAGCUGCCCAGCAAUACUUCUCUCAUCAUUGACGAGACUCUCCUGGAGCAGGGGCAACUCGACACGCCAGGUGUUCAUAAUGUGACUGCCUUGAGCAAUCUGAUAACUUGGCAGAAGGUGGAUUACGACUUCAGCUACCACCAGAUGGAAUUCCCUUGUAAUAUCAACGUUCUCAUUACUUCAGAGGGGAGAUCACUCCUGCCGGCAGACUGCCAGAUCCACUUACAGCCACAGCUGAUUCCUCCCAACAUGGAGGAAUACAUGAACAGCCUCCUCUCAGCGGUGCUGCCUUCUGUGCUGAAUAAAUUCCGCAUUUAUCUGACCCUUUUGAGGUUCCUGGAUUAUAGUAUAUCUGAUGAAAUAACCAAGGCAGUUGAAGAUGACUUCGUGGAAAUGCGCAAGAAUGACCCUCAGAGCAUUACUGCUGACGACCUGCACCAGUUGCUCAUUGUAGCUCGGUUUCUGUCUCUCAGUGCUGGUCAGACAACGCUGUCAAGAGAACGAUGGCUAAGAGCAAAGCAGCUAGAGUCCUUAAGAAGAACCAGACUUCAACAGCAGAAAUGUGUGAAUGGAAAUGAACUUUAAAGAUCUGACACCUAUGAAAGAGUAAUGGGCAGAUUAUAGCCACAUUAUUGUAAAAUUCAAAUAUCAUUUAUACCAUUUUUUUGUAGAUAAUUUGUAUCAAAAACCAAUGACUUUUCCUGAAAUCAAGCCUGGUAACAUCUAAAGUUUAUAUAAUAUUCAGUACGGCCUUUACCUUACUGAUUUUAUGGAGCUUUUGAAGUUUGUUUUAUAAUUAUAUAAAUUAGUAACGAUGUACAAAAAUGUAUUUGAUAUUAAAAGUUUAAUAUUGAUAAUGUUGCUGAUUAUACCAUUUCCUUAGCUUCAGCUAAGUCAUAGGACAGACUGUUGAAACGCUAACAUCAACUUCAUUUGAAGAAAAUUGUUGCAAUUCCAAAGUGAAAGGAAUUGUUCACUUCAGAUUUUUGUAUUUCCAGUGAACAGUGAGUCUGAAUGUGUUUAGUGGUCCAAGUUUGGGGGAUGGAGCAUACUUGCCAUUAACUCACAUGAUGAUGUGAAAUUCUGUAGUAUCAUUUCCCAAACAUCUGACCACAGCUUUUUUCCAUUUAACAGUUGUUAACAACAUGCAAAACAAAACUCUUACAUGGCAGUGGUUCCCACACUUUCGGGUUUCAUGGACCAGUAAUAUUUCCAAAAAUUGUGGGGAUUGACAGGGUUGCCAAUUUAUUUUGCCAAGUAAUCUGAAAAGUCACUGUAUUAUCACCAUUUUUUUUCAUAAAAGGACAAUCUCAGAAUAAGAGAUAGUUCUUUAAAUGGAAUAAAUGUAGCUUUUUGAAAAAAAA
Vicugna pacos (alpaca) is the source of this 2700-nucleotide messenger RNA. Lineage: Eukaryota; Metazoa; Chordata; Mammalia; Artiodactyla; Camelidae. The record is from RefSeq and is a predicted model, not a curated record.